Cyclopterus lumpus (lumpfish) is the source of this 555-nucleotide messenger RNA. Its product is annotated as leucine-rich repeat-containing protein 51-like. The transcript is spliced from 4 exons. The record is from RefSeq and is a predicted model, not a curated record. Gene Ontology annotation, molecular function: protein binding. Bases 1 to 555 code for a protein of 184 amino acids. Lineage: Eukaryota; Metazoa; Chordata; Actinopteri; Perciformes; Cyclopteridae.
AUGUAUGGACCUCCAGUGGAUCUAUCAUUUAAAGAUAUCACCAAUGCUACAGGUGCACUGAUGGAGGUACCCCGAAAUGGCUUGCGGCCUUUAAAAACAAACUCAAAGGGGGAGUACCUGAGCCGCUCUUUGUGUCUCAGUAACAACAGCAUCUCAAAUCUUAUUGACCUUGAGUACAUUUGUGAACACUUUCUGGCUGAACCGUGGAAUAUUGGCUGGCUGGACCUGUCGUUCAACAAGAUCACAUGCAUAGAACCGGUUUUGUGCGAGCUGCGUGAACUGCGUGUGUUGUACCUUCAUGGUAACGCCAUCUGGGAGCUGUCGGAGGUUGACAAGCUGAAGGAGCUGCAGUAUCUACACAACAUCACGCUGCAUGGAAAUGUCAUAGGAAAAAGCAGCAAAUACAGGAAGCAUGUAAUUUGUACACUGCCUCAGUUGAAGAUGAUAGAUUUCAGUGCUGUGACUCCCGACGAGCGAGUUUUGGCAAAUGUUUGCCAAAACUGGAGCAACCGUGGCAAAGCCGAGAAGUCUCCAAUGACUGUUACCAAUUCAUGA